CUGAUCUUUCUCUAAUCUCAAUCUCGUCUCUAUCUACCUGUCUUUUUAGUUUUUUCUUUUAUGUCGUGUGUUUCUCUCUAUCUUUCACUCUCCAUAGACAAAACGAAACAAAAAUAAACCUAACCAGAUAACACCACGAAACCCUCUUCCUAUCUCUCGCAAGCUGUCUGCCUGUCUCUCGUGUUCAACCAGGAUUUUAACUGAAAUUUAAUUUUAAUUUUUUUUCGCUGGGUGUUCACUGGUAUAGUAUUGAGUGGUUCUCAGGAAGUUGUUUUUUGUUUUUCCUAGCGAUUUUUUAGGGUUUUUUGUUGUUUGAAAUCUCGAAUUGGUUGUUUGGGUUUAAUUUUGGUUGUAAUUGUUUCUGGUGGAUUGAUUGUGGGUUUGUAUUUUAAGUUGGGGUUACUGGUUUGUGGCGUUUUGUUAAGUUUUUUAAUUGGGUUUUAUGUAUGUUAGAGUUGCAUUGGUUGAAGAAGAAGAUUUUAUUUAUAUUUCUAAAUAGUUUGAUGGUUUAUUUAUUAUUCUUUGCAUUGUGUUAAAUGCAGCCUUGAAUUUGAUAUUAGGCUGGACUUUUUAGUUAGUUUAGAUGCUUGAAAUAGUUGGUUAUUUGAGUUUGAUUUUCUUGUUACUACUGUUAGUUUGCUGCAAGUUAGAUAAUUACUGGAUGGUUAUUGAAUGGUGGUUUUGGGUUUGCAGAUGGAGGGAUCAUAUUCAAUCUGAGUUUGUCUGGGGAAUAUUUUUGAAAUAUUGUGAUAAUGGCCGCUGAUCAGCGGAGAAAGAGAGUUAAUGGUGCCAGUGUGACAGGUUUUAGUUCUCUGAAGCAAUAUAGAAUGAAGAAGAGAAAAUUGGAGUCACCACACAAGGGUUUAAACUCAAAAUCACAUAUUUCUCUUGAGUGGGAUAGGAAUAAAAAAAAAGUUGUUGCCAAAAAGGAUCAGAUUGGAAUUACUAGAAGGAAUUUAAGGCCAUUUAUUGAUUCUGUUCCCGGUUCCCACAAUGCUUUGGCAGAUGUUCUUUCUAUUCCUCGAGAUAUUUUUGAGUUGGAGAAUCUGGGUGAGGUUCUCUCUUACCAGGUUUGGCAGACUCAGCUAUCUGAAGAUGAGAGAAACUUUCUUAUGCACUUUCUUCCUAGUGGACAAAAUGCAGAACACAUUGUCCAAGCAUUACUUUACGGGGAUAAUUUUCACUUUGGAAAUCCUUUUCUCAAAUGGGGUGCUUCACUUUGUUCAGGCAAUCUUCAUCCUGAUGCAGUCGUCCACCAGGAACAGUGUUUAAAGGCUGAUAAAAAAGCAUACUACUCUGAGUUGCAGAAAUAUCACAAUGAUAUUAUAGAGUAUCUGCAGAAGUUGAAGCACAAAUGGGAAAGCUACAAAGAUCCAGAAGAGGGAUUUUUGCCAAAGUUUGGAAGAGAUGCUCAGAAAAGAAUACCCUCAAAUGCUAGUGAAUCGAGACUCCACGAUCUUGAGCAGGAUGUUACUGGAACAUCUGAAUCUUGUUCUUGGGUUGUGGAUGAGAAAGCAAGUAGUAGUGAUAAUCAAAACUCAUCAGUGAUGAAGGGCGGAGAACUUCAAAAAAGGGUGCAUGGCAAAGGUUUCAUGAAGGACAAUUAUAAAAAUCCAUUGUUUGCUUCUGAUGAUGCACUUGAUGUGGGAGCAAAACCCAUAAAAGGAGACAAAGUAAACAAGCGCAAUAUCCACCUUAGUGAUGGUGCCAAAUAUAUGUCAUAUAUCAAGAUUAGCAAGAAGCAGCAUGAACUUGUUAAGAGUAUGAAGCAGUCUGGUAAAAGUAUUCAGUCCAAGUCUCUGACCCGGGUUUUAGGAAACCUUGAUGGUUUGCGUGUACAACCUUAUGAAGUGUUUGAAGAAGAAGAGAAGAAGAAGUUACACAAGCAUUGGUUGCAGUUGGCAAAUAAAGAUCUCCCUGCGUUUUUUGCCAACUGGAAACAAAGAAAGUUACAGAUGUGGGAAAUCACACAAUCCUUGGGGCAAGAGAUGAAAGACAGAUUAAAAUAUCUGAAGGAGGAUGAUGAAGAAGAAAAAACUUCUGUGCAGGAUGAGGAAGAAGAGAAUGCUGUUGUUCAGGAUGAGGAAGAGGAGAAUACUGUUGUUCAGAAUGAGGCAGAAGAGAACAUUGUCAUUCAAGAUGUGGAAGGAGAGAAUGCUGUAGUUCAGGAUGAGGAAGGAGAGAACACUGUAAUUCAGGAUGAGGAAGGAGAGAACGCUAUUGUUCAGAAUGAGAAAAAAGAGAAUCCUGUUGUUCAGGAUGAAAUGGAGGGAAGUCAAGAUGCAUCUCAUGACCAGAAGGAUGAUGUGGUAGCCAACAAUGAGUCAAACACAGAAGAUGAUGAUGAUCUUGGUCCUAGCCCUCCACAGAAUCUAUAUCAACAGCAAAUCCCUGGUGGGACCCAUGAGUUCAACCGCAUGUUUAUGGUUCUUGAAAACAAUCAUGUUACCUCUAAAUCACCCAAAUCUUCAUCAGAUGUAUCUGGCCCCUUGGAGAAAAUUAUCACUGUUGACGAUAAAGUCAAUGGCAAGGUUCCUCUUCCUUCUGGUGGAGAUGUCUGGCCACGUUCUUCUUAUGGUUCUACAACCCCUGAGUUCCCUACUGGUGGGUUGCCACUUAGGAAUCCGCAAGUUAAAGAAGACCAACGAACCCACUUAAUUAAUAUGGAAUCAGACUUGAAAGGAGGCAGAAGGAAAGAUUUGCUACACAGACAAUCAGUUGAUGGUUCCUUAAAUUCUUAUCAAAACCAUGACCAAAAUGAGCUCCUGCAUUCUCUUUUCAAGGGCCAGGGGAUGUUAUCAUACCAUCAAGAGCAGAAACAGGAUGGGCUGGAUUUCCAGCCACCAAACAACUUGUUGAUGGCAGGUGAUGGUCGUUUUCCUGGGCACUUCCAUGAGCAGCUGCAGACAUCACUGCAACUUGAGCAGGGGCAGAAGAGACUGAAUGAUUUUUUCAUGCAACAAAGCAUAUCGGAGCACAUUUACCCUGACAGAGGUAGAUACUUUAUCCCAGGGCAAGAAAACUUGCAACCAAGAAAUAUGCAGAGUUGGACUGUUAAUCCUGUCCACAUGUCAGAGCCUCUGGAAUCUCAUAUGAGUGGAGAAUUGCUGAAUCAGAACUGGUUUUCUGGGGAGCAUCAAGUUCGUGGUGGCUGGACAAUGUCGGAUGGAUCUAAUUUCCAGAACCAGGGCAUUGGGAAUGGAAACAAUGCUGAUCAGAGUUUAUAUAGCGUUCUAACAAAUUGUGGCCAAUUACGUACGGUUAAUCCUUAUGCAUCUAUAGGAUCAACUGAGCAAUUCAUUUCUUCAAGGAAUUAUGGAUUGAUGGCUGGGGGUACUCCUGGGAUUAGUAAUGCUUUACCACACACAGAACAUCCACUAGACUACUUGGGUGGGCGUGAUGCACCUACCUCUGUGAUGCCUGAUGAUAUGGGAUGGAUGAACUUGCCACAUCAGAAUCCUACUUUGCAUGAUCAAAUGGGGAAACCAUACUUGAGGUCUUGGAAUCAGUAAGAAAGUAUUUUACAAUGUUCUUGAUAAGGUUCAAAUUGUGAUCCAGGUCGGAAAACUGCAGAGAACAAAUGCUGAAUUCAAGUUGCAUGUGACCAGAGAUUGUAACCUGUGACUUGCUUUGAAGAAAAGAAUUUUGAGGUUACUGCAGAUUUGCUGAAGAGUACGAGUAAACAAAUCCUGAGAUAGGUUUUUGUACAUACAUAUACAAGAGCCAACUCAACGCCGUGUAUAUAGCUUAGAUGUUAGAUGGGUAGUUGGGUGGUAAGCUUCAGAAGUGGAAAAAUCCCGGUUUCUCCAGUUCUCCUAAUUGAUAGGCCAAAUUUAUAUAAUUAUAAAAUAUUUUUUUCAUGAGGAUUUUUUGUUUUCUUUUGUUUUAAGGAAUACCUUUUUAAUAAUUUUGGAGGGUAGAACUGUUAAGGCUCUCUCUCUCUCUCUCUCUUAUUUUAACUUAGCUGUUUCUUUUUUCGAGUUUAAUUCUUGAGCUUUUGUCUGUCUCUCUCAUGCACACAAGACAAGUGAAAUAAUCUAAUGUUUCACAUGGCAAAAGUAUGAAUAUCAGUUGAACAGUUGCUUUUGA
Mangifera indica (mango) is the source of this 4089-nucleotide messenger RNA. RefSeq lists its product as uncharacterized. The record is from RefSeq and is a predicted model, not a curated record. The coding region runs from base 753 to 3512 and encodes 919 amino acids. The transcript has 9 exons. Gene Ontology annotation, cellular component: Ino80 complex. Lineage: Eukaryota; Viridiplantae; Streptophyta; Magnoliopsida; Sapindales; Anacardiaceae.